AGAAUCCCGAGGAGUUUCCCGUGUCUUUCUUCACCCCAAGUUGAAGACAAGCGAUCGGAUGCGGUCCCACAGUCCCGUCUCAACUGCAAAAAAGAAAAAAAAGAAAGAAAAAAAAGAUCUGUCUAUCUCCAUUCAGUCCUCCACUGCGGUUGCCCACCAAGAUGGACAGAGAUUACCCCAGGAUCCAGAGUUGCCCCCCGCAGAAGUGGUGCCAGUAGUGUCCCCUCCUAGCCUGAAGGAGGUGCAGCAGGCCGUGCGGGAGGCAUCAGAGCAGGUGGAAGGUCGUGGGGCCGAGGAAGUGCUGAAAGAGCUGCUGGAGAGAGUGGUGGAGGCAGCCCUGGGACAGGCGGAAGCAGGGAACGAAGCAAAAGCGAAUGUAGUGCAGGAAGCGGUUGAGGAGGAUUCACUGGGGACAGAAUCAAAAGAGAGUGAAGCUGAGGCAGAAGUGCUAGAGGAGGCAGUGGAGAAUGAAAAUAUGGGUGACAAGGAGGAGGAUACCGGUGUUAAAGAGAAGCAGGAGGUAGCAGAGGCGGAUGCGCUUGAAGAUGUGGCCGAGGAGGGGAAAGGAGUUGUCGAGGCAGAGGGUGAAACAGCAGCUGGAUCUGUGGAGAAGACCACAGCAGGUGUAGAAACUGGAGUCAGAGAAGCAGAGGGUGUGGAGGUUAUCGAUGAGUCGCAGGGAAGUGAGGAGGAGGUUGUGGAAGGAGCUGUGGCCGCUUUAGAAGAGACAGGAGGGGAUUUUGCCAUAGAGAAGGCAGGGGAGGACAGCGAGGAUGAGCUCGUGUUGUCAGAAGAAAAAGGAGCAGGUGAAACAGAAAUACAGGAAGCAGAGGAAGCCCCAGCUGCUGUGGAGAUGGCAGUAAUUGGACAGACAGAUCAGGAGACUGUGGAAGAAUCUGAACCAUGGCUAGGAGAGGCUGACGUGGAGCAGAUAGGGCAUGAUGGGGCGAGAGAAGAGGCUCCAGGGGAUGAAACUCAGGUAGAUGAAACGGAAGGUGAAGAAAUAGUAGUGCCUUCUGAUAAUUAUGAGAUAGAAGCCACACAAAGUGUAGUAGAAGAACCAGUAGAGGGGGAGGAGAAGGAGGAAAAUAUAGUAAAGGAUCCUGAAGGGCUAGAAGGAGAGGAUGGCUAUUUAGUGGAGGGAGGAACUGCAGAAGAGAAAGAAGCAGAAGGUGCAGAUGUAGGGGAAGUAACAGGAGAUGAAAUAGAAGGAGAGAGUGUAAUCAAGGAGGAAUCAGUGGCAUUGGUGAAUGAGGAAAGCGUUCAAAAAGCAGGGGAGGAGGAACAGACUGCUGUGGAGACUUCAAACGGUGGUGAAAAGGAGGAUGAAGAAGUGCCGGUGAUCUCUGGCCCAGAGCCUGGGGAUGGUGAAGAAGCCUUUGUGGAGCAGAGCCCUGAGAACCAGGCUCCCUCCCCAAACCCAUCCGUCAGUGAGGUGGAACCUGGAGAAAACACUCCUGAUGAGGAGAAGUCAGACCAUGGCAACGAGAUCAUCACCACCACCGAUGACCUUUUGCCACAGGAGCCCGCUGUGGCUCAACCUACACUGGAUCAUUUUGUGAAUGGUGUUCUAGGUGAACAACCCGAGGCCCAAGGAGAGGAACCAGGAGAGGCCAAUGAGCUGGUAGAAGAUACAGCUGGAACUAUAGAGACAAAUGAGCUGGGCCUGGAGGCAUGGAAGAUUGGGGCUAUUUCCGCUGCAGUGUUCUUGGUUUUGGAGACUGUUGUCAUCAUUAUCUAUAUCCUCAAAUGUCGCAACAAAAACAGUACCCCGGCCCGACAGCGGGCAUGCGAGGAAGGGUGCGUUGAACCAGAGGCAGCUACAGGAGGUGACUGCAGUGACGACACACUGCCUGCAGGCAAUGGAGACACUCAACAGUACGUUCACACUUCACAGUAUCUAUACUGAUGGCACAUUACAUACAUACAGUGUCAUAAAAAAAAAGCCUCCAGAAUGGCUUCAAAGUUCCUUGGAAGUCAUUUUCCAUGUCUUCAGAUCUUGACUGGAGGGAUGUACACUAUUCUUCCAAAAGAUAUUUCCUCCUUUUGUACUUGGAGUUUCAUCUAAUACAUCUAACGCGUUUAACAUAUCAGCCUGAAAUCUUCCAGAGGCGUUCGCUUGGGUGGAAAUUUGCUGAAAGUGAAGUCAUACAAGGAGGCAUAUCACAGCAUUUGAAUGCCUCUUAAAGCAUUCAGUCAGCCCUUUUACAUGGAAGCUUCUGCCUUCGUUGCUGUCUUUCUCUACUCAUUUAUCAAGUUUUGCUUUAAUUUAUCAACCAUCUGUACAUGUACUGUAUAUAUAUAUAUUUAUACAACAUUUCUUGAACGGACAAAAAUGACUUUUACAGAUGGUGAAUUAAAAUUAAAACUGACGGCAGCGAUCGAACAAAACGUCCACACACUGCUCUGACAGCGAAGAUGAAGAUCUCAUUGUCAGCCUUCACCAGACUUCACCAUAGAUCAGCAUUAGCAGUUCACUGUACAUGAUCUCACUGAGAUCAAAGAGGAAUUCUCUCUGCCCGGCUUUUCUCUACUCUCUCCCACUCCACUUCCUCCUAAAAGGUGAUUUGCUUUUGCUCCCAUCAAACUGACCUCUACAGCAUCAGUCUCCCUGUCACCUACACUAACCAGAUGUCAGACAUUCCCUUUGUCAGCUGACUGAAUAUUGUGCACUGACCUGCAUACUUGUGGUUCAUAGGAACCGCCAGUUGUGUGCUUCUCAGCUGAUUCCCUUCUGGCUGUUUUGUAGCUUACGUGCACAGGAUUCUGUUCACUGCAUCACAUGAGAGUGUGAGUCCCGUGAAUCCAGAGAAUUACUGGGUAAUACCGCUAUUUACCCUAAUCAGACUAGCAGGCUUGAAUCAAUAAUAAGCCAAAGGUGCAUAUGUGCAAGGAGCGUCCAUUUGAAACUAUGGAAGGACACGAUGUGCAAGAAACAAAAACAAAUUCACUAAAACUCAAGGCGAGAUUGAAAAAGUGGAUUUAAACAAACCUCAGCUGAAGAGGACUGUGUCCGUUGCUUGUGCAAGCGAACGUGUGCAAGACACAAAGAGGAAUGUGAUGAAUGCCCAGCACAAGCGAUAACAAAGCAACACUGAAUCAUUUAACAGUCAACAGAGUCAUCUUGAAAUGCGUCCUUGUUAAGAGACUGUAUAGCUGCAAUGACAAUCCAGCUGUCAUUUGAAGACGGAAUCACUAAAUCACUGUCAACUAAAAAAUAAAAGCACUUUUCAAAUAGUAUCUAAAAGUCUCAUCUUUUCAUCUUUUCUCAUCAUCUGAAUAACAAAUGAGCUGCUCCUUGUACAUACUGGGAUGCAAGAAGCCAGGAUAGAAAGCAAGUAAACUCCAGAUCAAAGCAUCAAGCUAAAUCUUCUUUAGCAUUUCAACCAUGUGACUGUAAUUCAAACAGCAGUUAGUUACCUGGAAAUGA
Acanthochromis polyacanthus (spiny chromis) is the source of this 3430-nucleotide messenger RNA. Its product is annotated as neurofilament medium polypeptide. The coding region runs from base 59 to 1909 and encodes 616 amino acids. The record is from RefSeq and is a predicted model, not a curated record. Lineage: Eukaryota; Metazoa; Chordata; Actinopteri; Pomacentridae. The transcript has 5 exons.